CAAAAAAUAUUAAUAAAUAUAAAAAACUAACCACGAAGAUUAUAAGGAGAUUGGAAUAAAUAAAUAAUUAAUUAAAACGGCCUUUUUCCCCCUACGAUCUGGGCUGCUCAUGUCCGUAGGCCCGUCAAUUUGCCUAUACGGGCUGGCCCAUUAACUCACUCGUCGUUUACUCUCCUCUCGUCGGCUUCUUUGCUUCGGGUGGACGGCAGGGCGAGCGGCGACGCCCUCUUCGUCGGGGACCUUCGCCGGCGACGAGAAUCCAACCUGAUAAUCCGGAAGAUACAUGUGCCAGAUGUGUCGAUCACAGGGAUAGUAAAGCUCUCGAACUGGGUGUAAAGAGAUGUUUGUUCCCGUGUUAGAUAACAUGUCUGAUUUUGAGGAGCCCUUUAAAAUUUCUGGGAUGUGGCAAUGCUCCAUUUGCACGCAUGAAAAUACUACAUAUAGUUCAUCUUGUGAGCUAUGUGGUGUGCUUCAUGAUCUCUCACUGUAUUUCAAUGAUAUCAGUGAAGACGAAGAUGGAGCUAAAUGCAGACACAAGUAUUCUGGAGUAUCCAUCCUUGCAAGAUCUCUUUUUACACCACCUAGUGCAAAGUCAAAGGCUAUUGUUUUCUCUCAUGAUUUCAAAGACAGAAGAAAUACAACAGGGAAUAAGCAAGCUACAAUGGAUGCUCUACAUAAGACAUUCAUGACUCGCAAAAAGCGCCACAUUAACAUAGUGCCUUUCAAGUUUGAUACACCAUCUCCUGAUGACAUGGUCACUACAGGAUUAAAAUCAUCCAGAAACUUUAGAAAAGUUGACACAGAGGUUCUAGUUAAGGAUUCUGUUGGCGUGACUGGAAAGGAGAUGAUGAAUAAUGAUAUUCUUCUAACUGAAAAGAAUACAAGCAUGGACCCAAGUGCAUUAGUACAGUUGGAUGAUGGUGGAACUAGUAGCAAUGUUCCUUCGAGUAGUCAAAAUAUAACUCUUGCUUUGGACCAUGAGCUACAACAUUUGAGUUUGGAGAGCAAACUGAAGAACAGUAAAACGAAUGUUAAGAAAACAGCUUCUGUUUCUCACUACAAGCCAGAACCUUGGAUGCUCCAGAGUGAAAAUCAAGAAAUCCGUAAUCAGCUAAGUCUUGCCAUUGUUGGUCAUGUUGAUUCUGGGAAAUCAACUUUAUGUGGUCGAUUGCGACAUGCUCUGGGAUUGAUUUCAAAAAAGCAAAUGCAUAAAUAUGAGAAAGAAGCUAAAGAAAAGGGAAAAGGGUCAUUUGCAUAUGCCUGGGCUAUGGAUGAGAGCAGUGAUGAGAGGGAGCGUGGCAUUACGAUGACUGUGGCUGUAGCAUACUUUAAUAGCGAGAAAUACCGUGUGGUUCUGCUUGACUCCCCUGGUCACAAGGAUUUUGUGCCUAAUAUGAUAUCUGGUGCUACACAAGCUGAUGCCGCCAUCCUAGUUGUUGAUGCAUCUAUAGGGUCAUUUGAAGCAGGCAUGGGUGUCAAUGGGAUUGGUCAGACGAAGGAGCACUCGCAGCUUGUUAGGAGCUUUGGUGUUGAGAACUUGAUAGUUGCUGUUAAUAAGAUGGAUGGGGUGGAAUAUUCGAAGGAGCGGUUUCAGUCCGUUAAAUCGCAACUCGGCGUCUUUCUUCGGUCGUGUGGGUACAAGGACUCUUCAGUCACCUGGGUUCCUUUGAGCGCAAUGGCCAACGAAAAUUUAGUCACAGCUUGUUCAGACACUCGACUUUUAUCUUGGUACAAUGGAGGCUGUCUGCUGCAAGCCAUCGACUCGUUACCUCCUCCCCGUCGCGACGUGUCAAGUCCACUGCGCCUUCCGAUAUGUGAUGUCAUUGCAUCUCACACGCUGGGCCAGGUGGCUGUCUGUGGUAAAGUCGAGUCUGGAGGGAUCCGAACUGGCUGUAAGGUCCUUGUCAUGCCUUCUGGAGACAUAGCUACGGUGAAAACCAUGGAGCGGGAUUCCUCUACCUGCAGCUUGGCUAGAGCCGGGGACAACGUCGCCGUUGGUUUGCACGGGGUGGACCCUGGCCACAUCGCGGCAGGCGGAGUUCUCUGCCAUCCAGAUUUCCCGGUGCGCGUGGCGUGUCACCUGGAGCUGAAAAUUCUGGUUCUGGAAAUCACCGUGCCAAUACUGGUUGGCCUUGAGUUUGAGCUGCACAUACGGCACGCCAAGUCGUCCGCGAGGCUGGUGAGAAUACUGUCGUCCCUGGACCAGAAGACCGGCAGGGCCCUGAAGAAAGCGCCGCGUCUGCUCACCGCGAGGCAGGCGGCCCUGGUCGAGGUGAGGCUGGACAGAGAAGCGUGCGUGGAGGAAUUCUCGACGCUGAAGGCGCUCGCGCGGGUGUUCCUGCGGUCGCAGGGUAGCACGGUUGCGGUGGGCGUGGUGACUCGAGUCCUGGACCGGGCUUUGGACAUGGGCUAGCUGCAUUGGCACGGGCGCGGAUAAUUUAUGAACGUCACGCGCGCGGGGGGAGGCAGGUAGGUCGGUCUCCUGGAUUAAUGGCACCCGGGACCGGGAGGGAGAGAGAGAGGGCCUUUCGGCGCCCAACGAACGAUUCAAAGGCGGCCGACACGAGUUUCGUCCACGCACCCCCACGGUUCAAAGGGAGGAUCCGCCCGGGACGGACGGGUCAAAGGCCCGCGACUGCAAUGAAUUCAAUGAAUCUGGGGCUGUAAGCCGGCCGUUGGCUUGUUGCAAUCUGUCCCUAUUUUUCUUCCAUCCAAUCCAAGGGCGCACCGACAGGCACACUGCGUAGUUAGUGCCCCUUGUGCUGACCGUCCGACCGCGGCUGAGGAGGGGGGUGUGCGGUGGCAUGUGUUGAAUGAGCUGUGGUUUCUGCCGUAUUAGUCUAGUAUCUAUAUAGCGACUCGUUUGCCGGAUUACCCACUAAGCCAUGUGUGUUGUUUGCUGGAACGGCCGCGCAGCUAGCAUGAACAAUCAUCGGCUGCCAGCCAUGUGGCGCCUGCCUGCCCGCCUCCAUUAUGCAUGCAGCUAGCUGCUCGGCCCCUGCAACGGAGAAA
Messenger RNA from Zea mays, 3012 nucleotides. RefSeq names its product HBS1-like protein. The record is from RefSeq and is a predicted model, not a curated record. Bases 341 to 2413 code for a protein of 690 amino acids. The transcript is spliced from 12 exons. Lineage: Eukaryota; Viridiplantae; Streptophyta; Magnoliopsida; Poales; Poaceae. Gene Ontology annotation, molecular function: GTP binding; GTPase activity.